Molecule: messenger RNA, 1966 nt
Organism: Cornus florida
Lineage: Eukaryota; Viridiplantae; Streptophyta; Magnoliopsida; Cornales; Cornaceae
Product: cysteine protease ATG4-like
Exons: 9
Coding region: 264-1694 (476 amino acids)
Molecular function (GO): protein-phosphatidylethanolamide deconjugating activity
Source: RefSeq, a predicted model, not a curated record
GUUUUUGUAAUUUCCGUUACUAACACGUGUUCCGGUCUGCGAGUGGCAUGGAAUAUCUCCUCGGUCACGCCUUUUGUUUGAAGAUGUAGCAAUUGAGUUAGGGCUUGGGGCCUUGGUUCCAACAGCUCUGGAGUCUGGUCUGGUGUCUUACCUUCUUUUUGAAUUUAUUCCACCCUCUACCUCCAGACUAGUGAUAAAUAUCCAAAACUCAAGUUGCUCCUAUGAUCCUAUUCUGUCAUUCUAUACUGUGUUAUGACUAGGUAAUGAAAGGUUUCUAUGAGAGGACUUUUAGUGCAAAACAUUCUUCUAAGAGUUCUACUGAUUGCCCAAAUAGAAAUACGCAAUCCACUUGUUCAGAGCCGGGAUCUAGUAACAGUAAGCCCUCCAAGACUUCCUUAUGGUCAGGGCUUUUUGCUUCUCCAUUCUCAAUCUUUGAAACGUACAGCGAGUCAAAAAGUUGUGGAAAGAAGGCAUCCAGUUCUAGAAGCAACGGGUGGACAUCAGCUGUGAAGAGAGUUUGGCAUGGUGGCUCAAUGAGGAAAUUUCAUGAGCGUGUACUAGGGAUGAACAGGACUGGCAUUUCUAGUUCGACCAGUGACAUAUGGCUUUUAGGUGUGUGCUAUAAAAUAUCUCAGGAAGAGUCAACUGGAGAUUCAGAAUAUACUGAUGGCUUAGCUGCUUUUGUUGAAGAUUUCUCAUCAAGAAUUUUGAUGACAUAUCGGAAAGGUUUUGAUGCUAUUGGAGAUUCAAAGUAUACCAGUGAUGUGGGUUGGGGUUGUAUGCUUCGAAGCAGUCAGAUGCUUAUUGCUCAGGCAUUACUUUUUCACCGAUUAGGGAGAUCAUGGAGAGAAUCAUUGCAUAAGCCACUGGAUCGUGGUUAUUUUGAGAUACUGCACCUUUUUGGUGAUUCUGAGGCAUCAGCUUUCUCUAUCCAUAAUCUUCUUCAAGCUGGAAAGGCUUAUGACCUCGCUGCUGGAUCAUGGGUGGGACCAUAUGCCAUGUGUCGCACGUGGGAAACUCUAGUACGCUGUAAGAGAGAGGAAACUGAGCUUGACCAGUCAUUGCCGAUGGCUGUUUAUGUUGUUUCUGGUCAUGAAGAUGGGGAGAGGGGUGGAGCUCCGGUUGUUUACAUUGAUGAUGCCUCUAGACACUGUUUUGAGUUUUCUAGAGGCCAAGUUGAUUGGACGCCUAUUCUUUUGUUGGUUCCUUUGGUUCUAGGACUUAACAAAAUUAAUCCCAGGUAUGUUUCAUUGUUACAGGCAACAUUCACCUUUCCCCAGAGCCUUGGCAUCUUGGGUGGUAGACCUGGUGCUUCGACGUACAUUGUUGGCGUGCAAGAUGAAGAAGCAUUUUACCUUGAUCCACAUGAAGCUCAGCCGGUAGUUGAUGUUAGGAGGGAUAAUCUUGAGGCUGAUACUUCCUCUUACCACUGCAAUGUCGCACGUCAUGUUUCCCUUGACUCACUUGAUCCAUCCUUGGCAAUUGGAUUUUAUUGCCGAGACAAAGAUGAUUUUAGUGAUUUUUGUAGCCGGGCUUCCAAGCUAGCGGAUCAAUCAAAUGACGCACCAUUAUUUACCGUUACCCACACCCGGAAUACGUCAAAUCCCACCAGUCACCAUGGCACUUUGAGUGAUGGCGGUGGGGUACAUGACACCGAAGGCUGUUCACAAGAGGAUGAUUGGCAACUUCUUUGACUUAUUCUUUUGGUUUGAAGGCACGACAUUAAGCUUGUAUAUAAUUCGCUCAGCCGUUAAUUUAUUUGUAUACCCAACUCCACAGUGCCUCUGAUAGCCACAAUUUCAAUGAUCUCCUUUGUGUCUGUUAAUUAUUGUUAGUUAGAAUCAGUGUACGAUUUUCUUUUCUUUUCUUUCCUGUGUCUUUCCAUUCUUCUUGUUCAUAUAAUGGACAAAGUCAAUGUAAUGCCAUCCAUUCAUUAUCUAUUUCAUUGUUCCUAUACCAUUUCUUA